UGGUCAGGCAAUUAUUGCAAUAAUUUUCUCUUGAAGUAGGGUAUACGAUUUGUUGUUGAAACUCAUUUUCUACGCUAGGAUAUUGAAAGUUUGCGACUUUUCACAUUGCUUUUUGUUUCGGGCUUUAAAUGGAGAGGGGGACAGGCUAUUUACCAAUAUAUUAACUUGCCUUAAUUCCUAUUAAAUAAAUAAUGGACAGAUUUUUUUUAAAGGAAGGAAACAUUGCACUACAGGUUAUGUUGAUUUGUUCCCUCUUACCCUCCAGAUAUUGAGCAAAUAAGUAUUGGCUAAGCAAAUCACUGACUACACAGUAUUAUUAUCGGGCACCGUACGGGAAUAACUGAAGCCCUGACGUUUGCUACAAAUAAUAUUGAAAAGAGAAGAAAUCAUUAUUCGGAUUGGUUAUAAAUGUAUAUUAAGUGUUGUCGACGUUAUUUGAGGUGCAAUUCAAAGACGAAGAAGAAGAAUAGAAGUGUCAGGUGAUUUCAUCAACACGAGGAACCAUCUGGUGAUUGCAUCGCUAAGUUUACCCUGCUCCUGCGUGUUAUCCAUAAACUCCAGUGGAAGGGAGGAAGAGAAGGUGUAGCAGCACCGGUGCAGUGGCCCUCGCCUGAUAAAUGUCUACCUGCGCUGACAUUUUUAUGGGUCUUCAUCAGCCAAAGCUGCUCUGUGAGGCAGAUCUCCCAGGUGGAUCGUAGCAACGCGUCAACUCUAAUAGAGCCUCCCCCAGUCCACUCCCCAGCCAUCUGACAGACCCAACACACAUCAAAGUUUGUCUUCCUUCUAACAAUCAGGCUCUUCCACUCCGUGUCUGUACAGAGGGGGAUGUCUGUUAUCUAACUGCACUGUCUACCAAUCUACCAGCUCAGCUCAGUCCAAUCUAGCCCUGCUCCCCUGACUCAACUUCCGGCCACCCUCAGCCAUGGAGGACUAUGAGGUGUGCUCGGCCGCCAGUAUUCUGGCUUCGGUGAAAGAGCAGGAGGCGCGUUUCGAGCGUCUGACCCGGGCGCUGGAGGAGGAGCGACGCAACGUCUCCCUGCAGCUGGAGCGUUCCAACAUAACAGCCGACAGGCUGGGAGGGACUGGGCCUAAUGCUAACCUGCCACCCAAUAGCCAACCCCUGGCCUGGCAGCAGGUGGUGAUGCAGGAGCAGAGCCCCAGUAACCAGACGUCUCUGGCCAUGAUGCAGGAGCCCCAGGAGAUGGUGGAGGAGACGGUCACCAUUGAGGAGGACCCUGGCACACCCACCUCCCACGUUUCCGUAGUCACCUCCGACGACGGCACCACGCGACGCACAGAAACCAAGGUGACGAAGAUGGUGAAGACGGUGACCACGCGGACGGUUCGACAGGUGCCCCUGGGCCCCGACGGCCUGCCCCUACCCGAGGGCUCCUCCCCGCUGGGCAGCUACACAGACUCCAUCGACCGGCGCUACCUGAAGAACGGCGAGCGCUAUAUCACCACGCCGCAGGCCACCUCCACGCUCACGCGCUCCUACAACAACUACAACGACUCCUACACCGACACGCUCCCCCCCGAUGCCGGCGGGAGCCAUUAUGGUGGACGCCACUAUGGCCUCCACGACGGCUACGGGAUUGGAGACGUGACAGACAACUACGGCAGCCUGUCGCGUGGCGUCAACUUCCGGCCGCCCCGCUAUCCCUACGCCAUGGCUAACAGCUACCGGACGGAGAACAGCUACGGGACCUUACCCAUUCGGAAGGAUGACUACGGCCACGUGGCCCAGCCUCAGGUGCCCAUGGGCAGCAGCAGUGUGGACCUGAACCGGUCCCAGCCAGAACGCUUCCAGCCAGAGCCCUACGGACUAGAGGACGACCGCCGCAGCCUGGGCCCUGAGGAGGAGGAGCCCUAUGACCUGGACCCUGACUACUCCACCGCCAGCCGGCGCCAAGGCACGCUGCCUGGCACCAACCGCGGCAGGACCGUGAGAGAGCCACUCCGUGACGGGCCACGUGUCAGGGGGUACGAUGACCCCAUCGAGGCAGAGCUGGUUGACGAGCGACACCCCUACAUCCAUGGCAUGUACGCGGCCCCCCUGGCCCAGCCCGAGAGGGGGAGCAUGGCCAGCCUGGACCGCCUGGCUGGCCGCCGCUCGCCCUCCAUAGACAGCAUCCGCAAGGACCCGCGCUGGCGUGACCCUGACCUGCAAGAGGUCAUCGCCAUGCUGGGCCACCCUAUCGACCCGGUCAAGUCCAACGCCGCCGCCUACCUGCAGCACCUGUGCUACGAGAACGACAAGAUCAAGAAGGAUGUGCGCCAGCUGAAGGGGAUCCCUGUGCUGGCAGGGUUGCUGGACCACCCCAAGGCUGAGGUCCACCGCAAGGCCUGUGGAGCCCUGAGGAACAUCUCCUACGGCAAGGACCACGACAACAAGGUGGCCAUCAAGAACUGCGAUGGUAUCCCAGCCCUCAUCCGCCUGCUGAGGAAGACCAACGACAUGGAGGUCCGUGAGCUCAUCACAGGGACCCUGUGGAACCUGUCUUCCUAUGAGCCUCUGAAGAUGGUGAUUAUAAACCACGGGCUUCAGACUAUGACCAACGAGGUCAUCAUCCCCCACUCAGGCUGGGAGCACGAACCCAACGAGGACUCCAAGCCCCGCGACGCAGAGUGGACCACCGUCUUCAAGAACACCUCUGGUUGUCUGAGGAACGUGAGUUCGGACGGGGCCGAGGCGAGGCGCAGGCUGAGGGAGUGUGAGGGGCUGGUGGAUGCUCUGCUCCACGCCCUGCAGUCAGCUGUGGGGAAGAAAGACAUGGACAACAAGUCUGUGGAGAACUGUGUGUGUAUCAUGAGGAACCUGUCCUACCACGUUCACAAGGAGAUCCCAGGGGCCGAGAAGUUCACAGACCCAUCAGUGCAGCAGGCUCCGGGUUCUGUGGGCCCUCAGAGGAAGAAGAAGGACGACGCAGGCUGCUUCGGAGGGAAGAAGGCCAAAGAGGAGUGGUUUAAUCAAGGCAGGAAAAACGGAGAGAAUGCCAAAAGCUACGACACGCUGGAUCUCCCCAAACGCACUGAACCCACAAAAGGUUUUGAGCUGCUGUACCAGCCAGAGGUAGUGAGGCUGUACCUGUCUCUGCUCACUGAGAGCCAGAACUACAACACUCUGGAGGCUGCAGCAGGGGCCCUGCAGAACCUCAGUGCCGGACAGUGGACCUGGUCCAACUACAUACGAGCCACUGUGAGGAAGGAGAAGGGUCUUCCCAUCCUGGUGGAGCUGCUGCGUUCUGAUGCUGACAAGGUGGUCCGAGCCGUGGCCAUCGCCCUGCGUAACCUCUCCAUCGACCGCCGCAACAAAGACCUGAUCGGGAGCUAUGCCAUGAGGGAUCUGGUGAGUAACCUGCCCAGUGGUCAGCAGCGGCCAGCUAAGAACCUGGAGGAAGACACAGUGGUGGCCAUCCUCAACACCAUCCACGAGAUCGUGACGGACAGCUCCGAGAACGCACGCUCCCUCAUCCAGGCCCAGGCUAUCGAGAAACUGGUGGCCAUCAACAAGACAAGCCAAUCACCACGUGAGAACAAGGCUGCCUCCCACGUGCUGCAGACGGUGUGGAGCUACAAGGACCUGAGGAACGCCCUGACCAAGGAAGGAUGGAAUAAGAGCCACUUCCAGUCUACAGCAAGCGGCGCCCCUAAAGCAGCCAAGAAUGGCAAACCAGGCUACGACGACACUACCCUGCCCCUGAUGGAGAAGAACCAAGGUCAGUCUGUGACGGCAGGCGAGACUGGGGAUCCUCCGGGCCUGGCCUACUGUGGUGAACUGAGCACCAAGAAAAAUGGAAGUGGUGAUAUGAUACCUAUGGACGAGCUUGGUCCAGAUGGCUACUCCACCAUCGACCAGAGAGACAAGGACUGCAAGUACAAGAGUAGUGGAGACGGGUCAGUGGACCUGACAGAACGGGAGCCAUUGAAGAAUGAGACAAAUACGAAACACUAUGUCAGGAGUAACAGGCCUGCAGUCAAUCUGGUGGAUGCUUGUGACGUUAAACCUCAGCCUGUUGACUCCUGGGUCUAAAUGCAUGCAUGGCUUAAAUAACAACAGCGCAACAUCUCAACUAGAUGAGGAUUUCCCACGUCAUCACUGCCAUAACACAUGGAGCUUAUUUUGAUGUUGACUCGUCAGCAGAUAGACUUUGUAAAUGAAAGAGAGAGAAACAAAACAACAAAAAAUGAUCAUCCAUCAGCCAAUGUUUCAUGCUUUUUGAAUCAGCAAAUGAAAUGUAUAGAACAGAAAAUCAAAAAAUGACUACUUCUACUACUUCUCAUAUCUACAUUCCCACUGGAUGGACAAACAUAGUGUACACGAACAUGAGGACUGACUGGAGCAGCUCUAGUGUCAGGAUGGAAGAAUGGAGGCAGUUAUCCUCCUCGGGAUACAAGUGUUCUAAAGCUCUGUCUUUACGCUUCCUCUAAGGAUGGUUGGUGGUGGUGUGAGGCAGGAGAGAACGUUAUGUUUGUUGAUUCUACUGCUUGCAAAGGUGGAGGGAAAGGGGAAAGAGAAAAUUGAACUAUUUAAUUUUCAUGUCAAAAUGAAGUUUGCUUCCAAUUGUUUAUUUCCAUGUAACAAUUUAGCUUUUUGUUUCCAUGUUUAUUUUUGUUUGUCUUUCCUCAAGGCACUGUAAAUUGUAUUUGUUUGUAAUAUUGUUUUUAUUUUGCUGGUCUGUCUUUUUCAUUUUAGUUUGAAGAAGUGUGGACUAUUGUGGUAGAUGGUGUGAUUUUAAGUUGGGGACUUGAUGCUUGAGUGUCACUUAAAGGAGCUGUGAGAGACUCCACACAUGCGCUUUUCACACGCGAAGGCUCUCAAACACAUUUGUCAUACAAUGGUUCACUGUGUUUCUUUAAGUGCACUGGGAUCAUUGCUGUGCAACUCAUAGGGGACUGACUGGGUGCUGAUUCAGUUCAUAAACCCACAAGAAUUUCACACACCUGCAAGUGUUGAUUGGAGUUAGGGAAGUGAAAUGACAUGUGCAUUUGGUUGGGUUACUUAUAGCUGUUGAGUAAAACAAAAUGAAAAUAUAUUUUCUGAAUCGAUACAGUCGUGGUUGUUUGCUGAAGGUAUAUGAUUUACUCGGUUGGUUGCUGUUUGCCAUUGAUAUGUAAUAAAGUUGAAUAGGAUAUAAGACAUUUUGUUUAUAAAUGGAUUGUGUUUAUGAAGGAAGGGAGAGGAUUAUGUCAAGUACACUGAACAAAAAUAUAAACAAUUUCAAAGAUUUUGCUGUUACAGUUCAGAUAUGGAAAUCGGUCCAUUUAAAGAAAAUCAUUGGGCCCUAAUCUAUGGAUUUCACAUGACUGGGCAGGGGUGCAGCCAUGGGUGGGCCUGGGAGGGCAUAGGCUCACCCGAGCCAGGCCCAGUCAAUCAGAAUGAGUUUUACCCCACAAAAGGGCUUUAUUACAGACAGAAAUACCCCCCCCCCAUUUGAAGAAGCUGGAUGUGGAGGUCCUGGGCUGGGGUGGUUACACGUGGUCUGUGGUUGUGAGGCCGAUCGUACUGCCAAAUUCUCUAAAACUACAUUGGCGGCUUAUGGUAGAGAAAUUAACAUUAUCUGGAAACAGCUCUGGUGGACAUUCCUGCAGUCAGCAUGCCAAUUGUGUAUGCUCCCUAAAAACUAAAGACAUCUGUGGCAUUGUGUGACAAAAUUGCACAUUUUAGAGUGGCCUUUUAUUGUCCCCAGCACAAGGUGCACUUGUGUAAGGAUCAUGCUGUUUAAUUAGCUUCUCGAUAUGCUACAUCUGUAAGGUGGAUGGAUUAUCUUGACAAAGGAUAAACUGCUCACUUACAGGGAUGUAAACUCAUUUUUGCAAAACAUUUGAGAGAAAUCAUAUUUUUGUGCCUAUGGAAUGUUUCUGGGAUCUUUUAUUUCAACUCAUGAGACAUGGACCAGCACUUUACAUGUUGUGUUUAUAUUUUUAUUCAGUGUACAUGCUCCUGUUGUCAAAGGGUAGAACCUAAAAGCGUUUUAUAUUUUUGUUGGUUUUAUAAAUGUAUAUUAGGGUCAAAGAAAAGCAAAAAAACAAAAAAAAACAAGACUAACUUAAUUGUGUACUCAUAACAGGUUGUUUCGGAAGCACAUUCAUUGGAUAAAGGAUCACCAUGUUUGUAAACAGAAAUAACUACGUAAUUUAGGUGUGUAUAAAAUCUGUAGAGUCAUGUUAAUUACAUAUUUAUAUUUUGUACGGUUAAGAUUGAAAAAAGAAGACCUUUAAUCUUCAGCUUUCUUUGUAAAGGUGUGAUGGACUGAUGACCUGGUCUCCAAAUCUUUGUCGGAGAUUAGGAAGGGGGAGAAAGAGAGGGGAAGUGGAUAGUUCAGCAGGGGUCACUCAAGAGAAGGAUGGGUGGAUGCAGCAGCAGGGAUAGACAGCAGUGCUAGAAUUCCAUUUCAUUUCACACUGCAAUUAUAUAGUCGCUGAUAACCUAAAAACGUGCUUUGAUUUUGCCAAUGCAUCUUUAAAGAACUAUUUGAAACAAGCAUGAGCAAAUGUACAGAUGUUUAUAUAUUCUUUAAGUGCCCGUUUUUGUGGUGGAAUUGGAUAUUCAAGUAAUUCACAUCUGGAGAGAACAGAGAGGAGAGCAGUUUCGUGUGGUUCAAGGCAGAAUUUGCAUCACAUUGUACAAAGUAUACAAAGUCUGAUUUAUUAUAUUUUUUGUUUUCUAGAGGCAGUUGAAAUGUAGUAGAAGAUUACGCCGUUGUCUUUUAAAGGGACAAAAGACAAGCUAAACUGCACGCGGGUAAAGAUUUAGAAGUGGUGUUGUGAUUAGUCUUUCUCCAUCUCCAAGUGGACACUGCACUAUGAACCUUCUCUCUCCCAAUUCUGGGACCAGUGAGGGGGACCUCCACUACAGAAACGCUCAACUCAUGCUUCGUCUACAGGCGAAUGGCAUGUGCCUGCGUCAGUUUCUUUGUGAUGUGAUUUAUAAAGCUUGCAUAUUUUACACAGUGUUUUCGAAGACUUAUGUGAUAAAAUAAAGAUUAAAAAGUACAUGUAUUAACUUUUGAUUUCAGAGAAAAGUAACGUAAUAAUGUAAACGUUCUCCAUGUCGACAUUUGUCCUCAGAACUAUGUGCUUUUCAUUGGAUUAUUCAUCUCUGACUGUCUAUUCCUGACUGCAUUUUGCAGUACACAACCAAAGGACCUGGUGUUGUAUUUAUAUACAUAUGAAAGUAGUCCAGGAGUUUGUUUGUGGAUGUUCAUCUAAUUGUACAUUUACUAAAUAAGAUGCUGUGAAAGAAAUGCAAGAAAAUGGGGCCGAAAUUGAAUCAAAGGGGCAAGACCUACCUGUGUAGAUAUCACUGAUUCAAACUCUUCAAAAAUAAAGUAACUGUAUCAGUAGCAAAUGUGUUUGUAACUAUCAUGUGCCUUAACCUUUUCCAUGGUAGAUAAAGAAAAUGUGUUUCAUAUCAUGCUUUAUCCUCCCACUGUCCUCCACCCUCAUCCCUUUCUCUGUUUACCUCUUUCAUUUUCUCUUCUUUGUCAGGCUCCCUAUCCAUCUCACCUUUCCCCCUAAUUUCAGACACUCACACAUUCACCCACUCUGUCCUCAGUGUAGUCUAGACUGUUGGUGGAUAUUUGCCUUGUAUUACAUUGAAUUAUAAACUUUCAAAAGAUGGAGACAAAAAAAUGGUUUGAUUUCAUAGAGUAAGUUGUUAUUGCUUUCGUAGCUAUCAGAGCGAUGCCACAGUGACAAUGUAUUAUGUUAAUUUUACUAAUACCCAGAGGCAAGUGUUAUGCUUGUUUAAAUAAUGGAAAAAAUACAGAUUUGUAGAGUAUACAUUUGGUGUGUUUUCAAUAAACCAUGCCUGGAAAGAA
Oncorhynchus masou masou (cherry salmon) is the source of this 7823-nucleotide messenger RNA. Its product is annotated as splicing regulator ARVCF-like. Gene Ontology annotation, biological process: cell-cell junction assembly; cell-cell adhesion. Lineage: Eukaryota; Metazoa; Chordata; Actinopteri; Salmoniformes; Salmonidae. The record is from RefSeq and is a predicted model, not a curated record. Gene Ontology annotation, cellular component: nucleus; plasma membrane; adherens junction. The transcript has 22 exons. Gene Ontology annotation, molecular function: cadherin binding. The coding region runs from base 923 to 4033 and encodes 1036 amino acids.